CAACUAUUUUCAGCUUAUGUAAUGAAUGUUUCUACUGUGGCUUGUCGUAGGUUUUGCAGAGCUAGCCCUAGCUGUAAAACUAAAAUGUGGUGACACAGCAGCUGAUAUAUGCUCCGUUGGCGAAAAAUGCAGUGUCUCCUGCGAAGAGAGUUGUCCUGUGUUUGUUGGUGAGGAUGUCUCCAUUUGUGGGUGGUUACAAAGUCUAGGGUAUGAUACCACCGAUUUACACGCAGAACCUCUGCAAUACAACCUUAACAUUCGAUCCAAUACCCCCGAACGCAGGUCCAAGAGAUCAACAAGUAUUUCUAGUCACGCGUUUCCUUACAUUCCUUUCAAGUUCAUUAGACAACCUCAAUCUCAAAUGGAAAGUUUGGGAUCAACAGUGAAGUUUUACUGUCACGCAGAAGGGAAUAGCUCCCUCAAAUACGAAUGGUAUAAGUCGUAUGUAAGCAAAUUCUCGGUCACUCCCUGGAUCCCCUCUAAAUUACCAGGAUCAUCAAAUAACGAGUACGUGAUAACUGAAACAACGCGUGAAGACAGUGGUUACUACAUUUGUGUGGUGACAGAAGAGGGUUUGUCAGGGGACAAGUAUUGGAGCCAGCCUGCCAAACUGGAGUUACUCUAUUUAGAAAAGCCGGCUGUGGUGGUACAGGAGAGGACUUUCAGAAGUGGAUUAUCAAUGGCGAAGUUGAACUGUGACUUGCCCAACAGUUACCCUCAAGCGAUCGCAACUUGGUACAAAUACGAAUUGGAAGGCGGACUGAAAGAAGUUUUUGGAAUGGUCGACAAAUUUUAUUACCCCGAGGAUGGAUAUUUGUUCCUUAUAAAUCUGAACAGGGGUAGCCACGAGGGGACGUAUGAGUGUCAUGUGAACAACAGCUAUCUCAACGAACACACCGUCGUUAAGAGAGUUGUUGUCAGCAUAACGGGAACCGCCUCCCCAAACCAAAGACCACCCACAAAAGCAUUUUUCAACGAGGGAGCUGCGAGGACAGCUAUUGUCGGUGGAAAGUUAGUGUUACGGUGUGCAGCGUACGGUAACCCUAUCCCCAAAGUUUAUUGGGCAUUUGGAGACGAUGUGGACACAUUGUGCAGAAUACCAAGCAGCCGCUAUAAUUCCUCUGACGAAGGUAGAGUUGUAGAGUUACACAAGGUGAAGGAUCAGGACACUGACUACAGAUACGAGUGUAAAGCUGAGUCCGGUAAUAAUCCCACCAAAACCAUUGGUUAUCUCAAAGACGUUGGAGUCUACCGAAAGUUGGAGAUAACCCAAGAGAAGCUGGAGUACAUUCCUUUGUACCAUAGUAACAUUACCUUAUCGUGCCCCGUAACGGGUCAGAAAAGGAAUUUCUGGUAUAAAAAUGGAAUCAGGCUGACUUCAGAUUCUGAGGACGAUUACACUUUGAAUAGCACAGCUAAUUCACUGGUUAUACCGACUUCCACGCGCACACAUGGCGUUUAUACUUGCCUCAGUUUAAGUGAAUAUGGGGGACUUGUACUGAAAAACCUUCACAUGACCAUACCAGUACAAGAGUUAUCAGUUCACAUAGCACGUGACAUAAGCGAUAAGAUUAGCAGUAACUCUGUGGAAACUAGCACAACUGUUAGAAACAGUACAUUAGUUACCUGCACUGCCAGUGGGUUUCCUCCUCCUCGUCUUUAUUGGUACGAGAACCAGAAACUCGUCACCGACUCUUCAAGAUACAGUUUUUCCUUCAACAAGUCAAACGUGACAGUGAUCAACACAACGCUAAAUGUCUCCAGAUCACAGCGAGAAGAGCGGGGUGCUCUUAACAUUGACUGUGUAGCAGUUUCACAAACAGAAGGGUACCUGAAAGAGAAGUCAGCACGUCUCGUUUUAGAUGGCGAAGGUGACACUGGGAGGGUGGAGAAAGUUGAAGACCGUAAGAUUAUGUACAUAAUAAUUGGGGCCUCCUGCUUUGUGGUGUUGUUGCUGGUUUCUCUAUCUCUCGUACUUGGAGUGAAGUUUAAAAAAGAGCGCAGAAACACAAGACCUAUCAGAACUUACAUUAAAGACAUUCAGAGCAUACAAAGGGAUGGUGGUGGUGAGGUGUCUACUAAAUCAGACCUGAGAGAAGAAUACAAAUAUGCAGCUCAUCUUCACGACAUCCUCAAGACAAUGAAGAUUAAGGACGAAGGAGAUAUCGAAUCAUUUAGAGAUAUUAUCGGUGACUGGGUGAAUGAGGAAAUGCAGGGUAACGACGAUUCUGACUUCGCCCGUCGCUUCAGAGACAGCUUCAUUUCUAAACGCAGUAUGGGAAACCGCCUUAACUCUAGCAAUAGAUUCGGUAACCAGUUCAAACUUGAUUUGAGAAAUAAUGAAAGAAAGCCGGAUGAGUCGAAUCUACUAGACGAAACUCCCGAGCGAUAUUCUGUAAUUCCACUUGGUAGACGGUCCCCCCGUUCCCCUAGAAGAGCCAGUAAUCCCAUCUACUCCGCUCUUCCCGAUACAAACUCUGACAACGACCUCGGCGACACCGAGAUAGAUGCUUCCCUGCGCCACACUGCUUUAUAGGCACCCGAUAUAUUGCACGUGCUCUUUUCGCGCGACACGUGCAACUAUUAUUGAAUUUGGUUAUCAUAUUUUAGUAAAUUUGUUUUGAAGUUGAAUGUCAUUGCUAUCUUAUACAGUGCUAUCUUAUACAGUAAGCUAAGAAAGUAUUAACUAUGAGUUACAUUUUGGAUGUUCAUGUUUGAAGCAAUAUCAUAAUUAGAGACAAAAAUUGACGAAUUGUUUUUAAAUGAUCAGAAUUUGGGUUGAACAAUAUAAAAACACCAGGGCUUGUACAUCAUUGUGUUUCAGAAUCAGAAUUAGCUAACCGUAAAUUGGAAAAUUAUUGAUUUGAGUUAAUGUUUGGUACAGUUUUUAUCAGUAUGCAGCAUUUUUCAUUUAGGGGCCGUUCACGUAUUACGUAAUCAGCCGAGGGGGAGAGGGGGUUUCCGAAUGAUUACGCUAGUGUAAUUUUGACACAGCAGGGGGUUAAAAUUGUCCAAAAAGUGAUUAUGUAAUAUUAUGUGAAGUUGAACGACCCCUUACUAUUUUGCACCGAAAUUUUGUUAAAUUUGUUAUUCUAGUUAAUGUGGUUUCAAGGGACGGGUUUCGAACAAUACUGGUUUUACAUUUUAUAUCCUCUUCUUUUACUGCUUUUAUUUCUUAGCUGAUAGGUUACUGCGACGAACAAGAUGAUAAUAGUGAACCGUUGCCCAUUAUUAAAUCAUGUACAAGUUAGGUAAUACUAAUAGUUAUAGUUAUACAUUACCGGACGUUAUUUGACCGGAUAUUGCGUGAACGGAAAUAAUUUUGAAAGGACAUUAAAAUUUACGAUCAAGGGGUGGACGUCCGGCUAAAUUUGAACGGACAUUGAAAUUUACGCUAGGGCCCCUAGCCUCCAAUUAAUUUCCGUUCAAAUAAAGUCUAAUAAGGUAGUUAAAUUAAACGGUGGUUGGUUUAGCGGUGGUUGGUUUAGCGGUGGUUGGUUUAGCGGUGGUUGGUUUAGCGGUGGUUGGUUUAGCGGUGGUUGGUUUAGCGGUGGUUGGUUUAGCGGUGGUUGGUUUAGCGGUGGUUGGUUUAGCGGUGGUUGGUUUAGCGGUGGUUGGUUUAGCGGUGGUUGGUUUAGCGGUGGUUGGUUUAGCGGUGGUUGGUUUAGCGGUGGUUGGUUUAGCGGUGGUUGGUUUAGCGGUGGUUGGUUUAGCGGUGGUUGGUUUAGCGGUGGUUGGUUUAGCGGUGGUUGGUUUAGCGGUGGUUGGUUUAGCGGUGGUUGGUUUAGCGGUGGUUGGUUUAGCGGUGGUUGGUUUAGCAAUUAGCGGUGGACCAUUUUUGGUAACCUGUUCGUCACAGUAAUCCUCUUUUUUUUGAUAUAUUCAUUAUUUCUGACUCACUAUAAUUUUCAAUAUUAACGUGUUUUAAGUCAUUUUAUUUCGAUUCAGAAACAUUUCUUUUAGUUUCACCAUGAACUGAAACAUUCAUUAUUCAUUAAUAUUGGUCACAUUUUACAGUAUGUUAAAGUUAUACCAAGAAUAUUGUACAUUACAUUACAUUUAAUAAAGUUAAACCGACUUUAUGUUUUAUCUUCGUCAAAAUAUCACUUUGGAGUAAUGAUUAUAUCUAAUAUUGUCAGGUAGAAUUUUGUUAUCACUAUCAGCUAUAAGUUUUGUAAACAUAAUAUUGUCAUCAGUAAAAUUCAGAAUAA
Molecule: messenger RNA, 4211 nt
Organism: Bolinopsis microptera
Lineage: Eukaryota; Metazoa; Ctenophora; Tentaculata; Lobata; Bolinopsidae
Product: neural cell adhesion molecule 1-like
Exons: 22
Coding region: 26-2536 (836 amino acids)
Source: RefSeq, a predicted model, not a curated record